AUGACGUUAAGUUCGAAAACCCAGUUUGCCCUAACCCUUCCGGUCAUCGACUUCUCGGUUCCAAACCUCAAACCAAAAACUCCCGAAUGGGACUCAGUGAAAUCCCAAGUCCGAAAAGCCCUAGAAGAAUACGGAUGUUUCGAGGCUUUGUUCGAUGGAGUUUCGGUGGAGCUAAGGAAGGCACUGUUCAAGGCCUCGGAGGAAGUUUUUGACUUACCAUUGGAGACCAAACUGAAUUCAAAGUCAGAGAAACUAAUUAACCAUGGAUACGAACUUCAGAAUCCUGAGCUGCCUUUAUACGAAGGCAUAGGGUUUAACGGUGUCGAAGAUCCUGAGUCUGUCGAUGACUUGACUCGCAAGCUUUGGCCUCAUGGCAACGUUACCUUCAGCAAUACUGUUCAGUCGUUUGCGAAGAAGUUAAUAGAACUAAGCAUGAAAGUGAGGACAGUGAUCAUGGAGAGUUUCGGACUCGAGAAAUACGUUGAGGAGCAUCUUGACUCAGCGUUCAACCAUUUUCAUCUAUUUAAAUACAAAGGACUUAGCGACAACACGGAGGAGAAGCUAGGUCUUGACGCUCAUAUCGAUAGACAGUUCAUUAACAUACUUUGCCAGAACGAUGUAGUAGAUGGCGUGGAGAUCAAAACCAAAGAUGGUGAAGAGUGGUUCAAAGCUAAGCCAUCUCAAGACUCUUCUUUCCUUGUUAUAGCCGGAGCUUCUCUACAUAUUCUUCUGAAUGGUGAGGUGUUUCCUCCGCUUCACCGUGUGGUUAUAAGUGGAAAGAAAGAUCGGUACUCGGCUGGAUUGUUCUUGCGUCCUAAAGAAGGAGUGGUCAUAAAUGCGCCUGAGGAGAUAGUAGAUGAUGAACAUCCUCGCCUCUAUAAACCUUUUGAUCUUGAGGCUUUCUUGAAGUUAAGCUCUACAAAUACCAAGAGGAUAAAUCUAUCAAAUCUGAAGACUUUCUGUGCCCUUUAAACAUUUUUAUGAUGCCUUGCGCGCGAAUAAACAAACUUAUGUAUCAUUUUAUCAUUGGUUUGCACUUGUUGAUUUGCUUUGAGUUUGUUAUUUUUGAGCUUUUAAUAAGAUCUAAUUGGGAGUCUUGCAGGGACU
Molecule: messenger RNA, 1107 nt
Organism: Eruca vesicaria subsp. sativa (arugula)
Lineage: Eukaryota; Viridiplantae; Streptophyta; Magnoliopsida; Brassicales; Brassicaceae
Source: the annotation of a GenBank genome assembly